AUGAGUAAUGUAAGCGCUGUAAAAACAACUGUGCUCGCUCAAUCAACUUGUGAAUACUUAACAAUGUUGAAUUUUGACCUGUAUUCAGAAAAAUCCUCAAACAGAUCUGCUGGCGUAGGUGCCGACCCCCAGGUGCAAACGUUCCACGGAGAGAGGGUCGCCAAUGGCGCGCCCUCGGCUGGGACCUUGCGGACCGCGGGAGGGGAACCUGGAGCUGCGCGGAGCGGCUUCCGCGGGGCCGCCUAUUUAGGGCGCGGCGGUGGGCGGGAGCUGCUGCGCUUAUGGCUGCUCCGGGGGACGAGGUGCUGGACGGCUACAUGUUCCCGGCGAGCGCGCCCUACGCGUGGGGCCGAGGCCGCGGCGGGCGAGCGGGGGCCCGGGGCGCCGGAGGAAGAGCGGGGGCCACCGCCUUCGAGGCCCAGGAGCCCCGAGGAAGGAGAGGAGUCGGCGAGGAAGGCGGCCCGGCAGCGGCCAUCCGAGGAGGAGGAGGCGGCGGCGGCCCCAGCCGCGAGGCAGGCGGACUGGGGGCCGCGGGAGGCCGGGGGAGACGAGGCGGUGUCGCCGCGCGCGUCGAGGACCCCGGAACAGCCCACGGUGGGGAGGACCCAGGACGUCGCGGACGGGAGGUCGUCGCCGCGGAGCCUGGAGCUGGGCAGGGAGCGCCUGCGCUUCCAGUUCUUAGAGCAGAAGUACGGCUAUUAUCACUGCAAGGACUGUAACAUCCGGUGGGAAAGUGCCUACGUGUGGUGUGUGCAGGGCACCAACAAGGUUUACUUCAAGCAGUUUUGCAGAACUUGUCAGAAGUCUUAUAACCCUUACCGGGUGGAGGAUAUCACUUGUCAAAGUUGUAAACAGACUAGAUGCUCCUGCUCAGUAAAACUACGCCACGUUGACCCUAAAAGACCCCAUCGGCAAGAUUUGUGUGGGAGAUGCAAAGGCAAACGCCUCUCCUGUGACAGUACUUUCAGCUUCAAAUAUAUCAUUUAG
Messenger RNA from Condylura cristata (star-nosed mole), 987 nucleotides. RefSeq names its product zygote arrest 1 (gene ZAR1). Gene Ontology annotation, molecular function: mRNA base-pairing post-transcriptional repressor activity. Gene Ontology annotation, cellular component: cytoplasm. The transcript has 6 exons. Lineage: Eukaryota; Metazoa; Chordata; Mammalia; Eulipotyphla; Talpidae. Gene Ontology annotation, biological process: translation. The coding region runs from base 1 to 987 and encodes 328 amino acids. The record is from RefSeq and is a predicted model, not a curated record.